AUGGCGUAUUCUUCGCGACCAACAUCGAUGCUCGGGGCAUCGUCCUCAUCAGGCCUGCGCCAGCCCAAUCUGUCCGGAAUCCCUCCGCAACAAUCGUCUGCGUUGGCCGCCCGAAUUGCUGCCAAAAAGACCGAGUUGGAGAAUUUGAAACAACUCCGCGACAUGAGUGCCACUCUGGCUAUGCAGAUGCAGGCGUUGGAAACCAAGAUCGGCACACUCAAAGACGGCACGGAAGCUGUUGCAUGUGUCCUUGCCAAUUGGGACAACGUCCUACGAGCGAUUAGUAUGGCCUCGACGAAAGCUGCUGCGAUCCAGGGACCCGAAGGACAUACGGCGGAACAAUCACAGGCCCCUCUUAUGCCGGCGACUCUUGUUCGCAUUCCCGCUGAGGAUCGAAAAAAGACGGACGAUUCGUGA
Messenger RNA from Aspergillus terreus NIH2624, 417 nucleotides. RefSeq names its product DASH complex subunit DAD2. Gene Ontology annotation, biological process: mitotic cell cycle; attachment of spindle microtubules to kinetochore. Gene Ontology annotation, cellular component: mitotic spindle; mitotic spindle pole body; mitotic spindle midzone. Bases 1 to 417 code for a protein of 138 amino acids. The transcript is spliced from 3 exons. NCBI's taxonomy places the organism in Eukaryota, Fungi, Ascomycota, Eurotiomycetes, Eurotiales, Aspergillaceae. The record is from RefSeq and is a predicted model, not a curated record.